Messenger RNA from Colletotrichum karsti, 885 nucleotides. RefSeq lists its product as uncharacterized. The transcript has a single exon. Lineage: Eukaryota; Fungi; Ascomycota; Sordariomycetes; Glomerellales; Glomerellaceae. The coding region runs from base 1 to 885 and encodes 294 amino acids. The record is from RefSeq and is a predicted model, not a curated record.
AUGGCCAAAACACAAAUCAAAGCUCAAAAGUCCUCGGACACCGUCGCAGACUCGCCUCAGCUCUCACGCAUCGAGAGCCUGCCCAAGCAAAUAAUCCACCACAUCAUCGACUUCAUCCUCGCCCGCGGAGACACCGACGUCGCAUGCGACCUCGCCAGCUUCGCCAAAUCCUCGCCCGUGCUCUUCGCGCUCUUCUGCGCGUACCUCCGCGCCGAGGACGCGUGCCGUCCCUUGUCGCAGGUCUUCUUCAUUCAAUGUCAGAAGAAGGGCGCCAGCUGCGACGAGGUACGAGCCGAGUGGUGGGAUUUCUGGGCGCGGUUCCGAAGAGUGUGCGACAUGGUAUACACGUCCUCGGAAGGUCCGUCGCUGCUGGGGGAAUUAGGCACCAAGGUGACGGCUGCUAAUCUCGGACAUCCUCGCCGCUUGAUGAGAAGCCUCCUCAUUUUCAGUUCCAUCACCGGAGACGCCCCAGCCGGUCAGGAUCGUAAGCCCAAACACACCGCGUCGAGGGACAUAUCCGACCGCCUCACCAAGCCCGAGGUGAACGAUCACCAGACCCUCUGGGACUGCGUCAGCUUCUUCCACCUGGACCAGAUCAAGCACCACAAGGUCCUCCAGAGUAUCGAGCUCCCCCAGCAAAGGGGAAUACCCGGCAGAGCCGUCGCGGUAAUCGCCUGCAAGAGAUACCUGCGAUCGCUCAUGUUGAGGGGGUUGUCCUUCUUGGACGAAUACCUUCGCGCCGUGCCUGAGGUGCGACGGAGCAUGCUGAUCGAGAGUUUCGGUCCGCGGGAAAAGGCAAUGAAUAAUCCGUCUCUGCCCAAAUGGGUACAAGAGACCGAAAGUGUUGUCGAGGAGGUUUGUCGCAUGGCUGGUGCGUGGACAUGA